Molecule: messenger RNA, 8420 nt
Organism: Doryrhamphus excisus (bluestripe pipefish)
Lineage: Eukaryota; Metazoa; Chordata; Actinopteri; Syngnathiformes; Syngnathidae
Product: insulin receptor substrate 1-B
Biological process (GO): insulin receptor signaling pathway
Cellular component (GO): cytosol; plasma membrane
Molecular function (GO): phosphatidylinositol 3-kinase binding; insulin receptor binding
Source: RefSeq, a predicted model, not a curated record
GUGCGCCCUCAGUCAGACAGGCGGAGGAGACGUCGCUUAAGCGGCUGAGGUGCACCGUAUUUGGACUUGAAACGGAGCCGGACCGGGCCGGUGGAUGGUGUUCUGAUCCACCUGCAGCCGCCGGAUGAUCGGAACCAUGCUCCGGCUCGGUUCACCAUACUGAGCAUCGCGCACAUGCUUGAGUGUGGGCACUGGGAGGAGGAGGAGGCAUGUAGUUGCGAUGGAUUAAUUAACGAGGACUUCACAUGGACUUGUUUGUUUUUUGACAUUAGUGCUUUCUAGUCAUGGAGAACCAAGGCGCCGAGCUGCACAAUUAUGAAGACGUGCAGAAAAGCGGCUAUCUCCGCAAGCAUAAAUCAAUGCACCGGCGCUUCUUCGUGCUGAGGGCGGCCUCCGAGCAUGGUCCUGCACGCCUGGAGUAUUACGAGAACGAGAAGAAAUUCCGCAGCAAAUCUCCUGUGCCCAAGAAAGUCCUCAACCUGGAGACGUGCUUCAACAUCAACAAGAGGGCUGACUCCAAAAACAAGCACCUGAUCGUGCUGUACACCCGCAGCGAGAGCUUUGCCAUCGCCGCAGACAGCGAGGAGGUCCAAAACGAGUGGUACCAUGCCAUGCUGGACCUUCAGUGCAACUGUAAAACACCUGAAGACUACGGCAGCAGUGGAGAGUGUAGCUCCCCGUCGCCCAUUCCAACUUUCAAAGAAGUGUGGCAGGUCAAAGUUUGGCCGAAAGGUCUUGGACAUGCAAGGAACUUAGUGGGCAUCUACCGUCUGUGCCUGACUGACAAGACUGUCAACUUUGUCAAGCUCAACUCUGAUGUGGCUGCUGUGGUGCUGCAGCUGAUGAAUGUUCGCAGGUGCGGCCAUUCGGAGAACUUUUUCUUCAUCGAGGUGGGUCGCUCAGCCAUAACCGGGCCAGGAGAGUUCUGGAUGCAGGUGGAUGACUCCGUGGUGGCUCAGAACAUGCACGAGACCUUGCUGGAGGCCAUGAAAGCGCUCAGUGAGGAGUUCCGUCAGCGCAGUAAGUCUCAGUCUGUGGGUACGUCAUGCGGAGGAGGCACCGUGUCAAACCCCAUCAGUGUUCCCAGCCGCCGACAUCAUCCGAAUCUUCCACCGAGUCAGGUGGGCUUCACCAGGCGAGCCCGUACGGAGACGCCAGGCAGCAGCACCAGCACCUCGCCGACAUCGCGUCAUGGCUUCCCACGGGCGCGAACGGCCAGCAUCGGGGCAAGGUCGGAGGAGAGCGGUGCAAGUACCAGAUCAACAUGGGCCAGCUCCAGCCCGAGUCUUAAUGGAUCAUGCUCAACUACUCCAACCCUCAGACCCAAACCCACCAGAGCUCCCACCCCUGCUAAGAUUACCCUCAGUCUUGCACGUUACACACCUAACCCAGCUCCCUCUCCUGCUCCAAGCCUCUCCUCCAGCUCUGGUCACGGUUCUGAGUGUGGCUUAGUGGGGGCGGCGGUGGGAGGAAUGACGGUGUGCUCCUACCCUCGUGUAACUCAGAGAGUUUCUGUUUCGGGUUCCCCAAGUGACUACGGUUCCUCGGAUGAAUAUGGCUCCAGUCCUGGUGAGCACUCCUUGCUCAUGCCUAGUAUGGCUGCCCAUCAUGUGCACGGGGAGGGCCCGUCUAGCUACAUAGUCAUGGGUCAGCGAGAGGGUCUUCUCGGUUCCCAUCAUCGCUCUAAAGGCAGACGGAUUCUUCGACGCUCAUCCAGUCGGGAUUCUGAGGCAGAACGAAGACUACUAAGUAAAAGGGCUUCCCUGCCUUUGGCCGCCCAUGAACGACUAGUUCCGCAUCGGAAAGAUGAUGACGAGGACGAUGAGGAAUAUGCCAUCAUGUCACAGUGCGCUAACAGAGAAGGUUCUGGCGGCUUGGCGUUGGGGCGUGGACGACGAGAUGCAGCGGGAGAGAACAGAAAGCAGUUUGAAAAAAGGAGAGAAGUGGAAGCAGGAGCUACCGUGGAUAGCGGCUACAUGUCAAUGCUGCCUGGAGUCACUUCGCCUGCUGCAGACGACGAGUACAUGGCCAUGACACCCAAAAACAGCGUGUCCCCACCUCAGCAUAUGCGGCAGCCCAGCGCAGAGGGCUACAUGGUCAUGUCUCCCAAUAGCAGCGUCUCCACAGAGUUGCACGGACUCGGUAUGUGGGAUAACAGGGGCUGCAUGGAGAGCCGGGUCGCAAGCGACUACAUGAACGUCUCCCCCAUCAGUAGCCGCUCUGCUUGUAGCACACCGCCCUCCCAUCCUGAGCAGCACCAGCUACAACCAAAAAUGUUCAAUUCCUACUUCUCCCUGCCCCGAGCUUAUCAGCAUACCCUCUAUAGUCGCUUUGAGGAGGAUUUAAACAAAGGCGAGGAAAAAAAGGACAGCAGUGAUAGCGCUGGAAGAGGUAGUGCAGCAGGGUUCAGCAAGAGAAACAAAACAGGAGUGGGGCCCGGUGGAGGCUUCCAGCUCUCCAUGUCUUCCUCUUCUUUCUCCUCGAGCUCGGCCAGCAGUGAAAGCCUGGAGGACAAGACCAUAUCAGCAGGGAAAGGCUUAAGUUUGUACAAAAGUGCAGGAACAUGCACCAAAGAUGGCCACCUACAAAAACGUGGAUCGAGCUGUAAGAGCCCAAAGCAACAAAGGAGGGGCCGCCCCCUCAGUGUGUCUUCAGACAUCACUAAAGCAAACACCCUCCCCAGGGUCAAAGAGAAUAUGCCCCCCAUGGCAACGCAGAACGUUGGUGAGUACGUGAGUAUUGUGUUCAAGGGAGAGAAUAAGUUUGAUAAUGGAAGACAUGCGGGAUCCGAAAAAGCGCAGCCUGUCAUUCACGGAACCCUCCGCCCCUUGAACCAGCCCCUUACUGACCCCAACAAUGUUGCUAACCUUCCUCGCAGCUUCUCUGCACCAUUGUCCACCUCUGCCGAGUACGUGAGCAUGGAUGUAGGAAAGUCCUCAACAUCCCUGAGGUCAACGUUCAGCCCCCCCCAGGGCCCGUCGUCUGUACCCCCCAAGGGCACAUCGUCUCCUCUGGCAGCUGAGGGAAACACUGUACAUCGAACAAAAACAAAGACGGCACCAGACGCCCAUAAUUUAUUCACAGACAACAAAGAUCCUAGCAUUUCAGCGAGACCUGACACCCACUCGGGUCCGCCUGUGUCCAUGGAGGAGGACGCAGGGUCAGGCUUUUCUCCAGUCAAGUCCUUCCAGUCUCCCGAACAACGCAGCAGACUCCGAUCUGAAAACCAGGGUCGACGCGGACACCGCUCAGAAACCUUUAAUGCUCCUCCAUCUGUAACGAGCCACCCACCCCCGACUACCACCCUCUUCCCAGAAGGUGCCCAGGCGGCGGGCCACCGGCAUGCUUUGGACUGCUCUCUGUGGGAAAGCGGUCAGGUGGCGAAUUUGUCUGCCACGCCGCCUCCUCAAGCCUCCGAACAAGGCCUUAACUAUAUUGACCUUGACUUGGCCAUUAAGGAGAGCCCUCAAGCUGGAGGGGAGCGUUCCUCUACCGCCUACAACAUCGGAGCAGGUGCUGUGGGUAGCGGCGCCGGCUCCAGCCUCAACUUGUAUGCCAGUAUUGACUUCUAUAAAUCAGAGGAACUCAGAGCACAACAGAUGGGAAGAAAAGAUGAUCAAGAUUGUUGAUUCAUGCUCAAAUCUGGGAUGGAUGGCUCCACACUCAGCAGCCCAACUGUUGCCACAACACAACCUUACACCGAGUCCCAACACUGGAACUCUGGAAAACCUCAUCCUCAUCCUGUCUGCCAUUUUCUCUCAACCAAACAUGUGCCAAAUACAAACACACACACAAGCACGCACGGUAAGGAAGAGCCUGUUUUCUGCCUCACUUUGAUCAGCUAACCGGAAACAGAUAAAAGAUGUAUGUUACAUUAUGUCCGUUUCACAUGACGACAACCAUCUGACAAUCAAGUAAAGCCAUAAAGUCAGUGAAGUGUCGUGCUUUGGUUUCAUUUGUGACAUAUGUCCUCCCAAAUUGACACCAUCAGGAUUGGCAGCUAAGCAAAUGUAAUGAAAUGUGACGACUCACCUUAGCCAGCAUCAUCCUUUGUCCAUAUUCCGAGUUCAUGAUCAAAAAGGUUCACCAGAAGGAACGAGAGCUUCACACAAUCAUACAUUUUGUCAGUGCUGUGAUACAGAAUACAUACACUUCCCGUGAUGCUGCUUCGUGGGUUUUUCUCAAAGCAUUGCAUUGAUCACAACUGGACCGGACAAGUCAGGAUGUCAAAGACAAUAACUUCCUUUUUGGAGAGAGAUAUCGGUGUGUGAUACCACUGAUUUCCUUUCCGAUACGAUUUUGAGGAAAAUUCGAAAACUUUUAACAACUAUGCAUAAUGUGUCUGGUAAAUUUUAAAAAGCCGUGCACGGUCGUCCCUUCGAAUAUCACGGCGUCACGCUAUCACAGUCUUUCACAGUAUAAUUAAUUAAUAAAUCAUUGCUCUUUCAUAGCCUAUUAUUAGUGCAUUUCUGGCCCGGCAUAAAAAUGACUAAAUGAACGAUCAGACACAUUAAAAGACACAAUUACAUGUAUACAUCAACAGUGGUCUUUAAUGUUAUAUUAGCUGUAAUAAGUCCUGGAAGUAAAAAAAAAAAAAAAAAAAAAACCCCAACACAAACCAAAACUCCCAAUGCUAACGUGUGAGUCUAUAUUAUGGCUUAUUUUCUGUUAUUAUAUCUACUAUAUUGAGUAAUACCAGUGUAAAGGUGGACUAUAGGGGUGAUAUUUCAUGUCUAGAGGGCUCUAAUAAUGUACUGAGAAGGUCAUUUUUUAUGAUCUAAUUAUGAAAACAUUGCAUUCAUAAACAAGAAAUCAUACUUCCUGGAAAUUCAUUUAUGAUGACUGUAUUUUAAAGCAUAGCAUGUAUUUCAUAGCAUAAAAAUACAAUACAUCAAAUAUUUAGAAAAUAAGAAUUAAAUAAAGUAAUAACUACUAUUUAAGAAUGUCCGAUAAUUAUCGGUGUAGAUAAUUAUCAUCCUGAUAGCAGCAUAAAAAUGUGAUAUCAGUCAACAUCUGUAUCAGAAUUUUUUCUCAAUCAUCAAAACCGAUAUUUUAAAAAUGCUGUAUACAAAUCAUAUGUGUUCAUUCCACCACAGGAGAUGUUACACAUAUCGGUAUCGGAAAUUGAGAGUUGGACAGAAUCUGCAAAAAAGCCAAUGUCGGUCAUCCCGACUACUAUUACUGCAUUCCUUUUAAUGAUAUACAUUACCUCAAAUGAAUGAAGUAGCAAUAUAUUGAUAGGAGUAUUGAUUUUAGAGACUAAAGAUCUAAUAUUGGAGGUAUUAAUAUUUCAUCCAUCUGCACCAACUGACUAUCAAAUGACGGACAAAGUGUGCCUUUCUCCUUAGCUGAUAAAUACUUGGAUCCUACAGAAUACCCUCAAACUAGUCUUGAACAAUCCAGUUGUGAUGGAUUCAAUGGUCUGAGAGUACACUGACCUGGGUAAUUCAUUCGAAAAUGUUGGGUUGGGAUUUGCAGUUUGAACUGUUAUGAUAUUUUCUGCACAGCUACAACACAACAAAGUGUAUGCAAUUGAGAAUUUAACAUUGAAUUCUUGUUGUUGUUUCCCAUUCCACGCCAGUAUUCCUGAUAAUCCAACAUGCAUUCAUGUAAUAAUCCUGGUAGCAAACAAUGCAUAACAAUUGGCACAUUUGCAUAACAUUCUUCUUCAGCAUUGUUUGUUUGUUAGACACGAUUCAGUUCAAAUGUGAUGAUGAUAUAAAAUAGACCGAAUUGACUUGAUUUUGACGUUUAAAUUGAUAUGGCAAGCAAACAUUUUGUUUUCCCCUCAUUCAUAGAACAGUUUACACCAAUAUAAUGUGAUUCAUUACACUACAGUACAGCGGUAUAUAAGAUACACAGUAUACAUACAGUAUAAGGAUGAAUACUUUAUAGCCUAGAUAUCUAUAUACUCUUUUAUAAAGUGCCUCUUUUUUGAUUGUAGCUGUUUUACACAGGUAAUCUUAAAAUGGGUUGUCAAAAUACACAAAAGUGAACAAACACACUGAUAUCAGUAAACUAUUUUGCCUUACUGUUUAUCUGAAAAGUAUUUUAUGGGGGAGGGGGUGCCUAACAGUUAAGCCACAAUGUAAGCAUUCCCUCAAUCUUGUAGGCCCAAAAAAGUGAAGCAAAAAAAAAAAAAACUUGAGAUGGGGUCCUUGAAUCCAUUUUCACUCAUUUUACAAUGAGGACUCUAAAUUGUGUACAUGUUAAAUCAAGUUGUUUUUAACCUGACACAUGUCAGUGGCUUGUAAAUAAAAUCUACUAACAAAGCAGGACUUUCAAAUGAAAUGUGUGUAUUGAUUUAGACCUGCAAGUGUAUUUUGACCCCAAACACCAGUGGAGGUCCUUUGAACUCUUCAGAGCAGCUAAACGGGCUAAAACACUAUGAACACGGUUGUGUGUGUUGUUUUUCUAUAUUUGGAUGUGGAGUCAGUCCUCAGAUGGUGUGAAUAGUGCUCCUUCUUUCUAAUCUCUGCUCCUCUCACUCAACCCAAGUGUUACUUUUCUACUACCACUUCCGUUGCUGUCAGACUCAUUGCCAAAAAAAAAUACCACAGUCUGUCAAGCAAGCGCCAUUUGUGAACCGUAGAGACAACAAAUUAGCCUCACUUUAGUCGAAACGUUUUCACUUGAGAGCUUCUGGGCUUCAUUUUCAAUUCAAUAAUUUUAAUGGUUUUUAUGACCGGUUACAUAGGAGAACCUGAAGUAACUUUAGUGACAAAACUCAGUGGGGUUCCUGGUUGUGUGUAUACAGGGUACAAAGAAAGAAGGCUUUCUCAGUGUAUUUGUCACAUUUAGAAUCAUAUUGGAAUUACAUCAUGUCAUUUCCAGUUAAAAGAAACAUAGACAAAGUCACUAACUCUUCAAUUUGGCUGAGGUAUGUAUAAUUUUGGCCUUAAAAGUACUCAACAAAAAUAUAAACGCAACACUUUAGUUUUUGCUCCAAUUUUUCAUGUGAUGGACUCAAAGAUUUAAAAUUCAUUCCAGAUAAACAAUAUGACAAUUUCUUUCAAAUGUUCACAAAUUGUUCACAAAUUGAACAAAUUGCUUUGCUGAGAUAAUCCAUCCCAGCUCACAGGUGUGCCACAUCAAGGUGCUCAUCAGACACCAUGAUUAGUGCACAGGUGUACCUUAGACUGUCCACAAUAAAAGGCCACUCUGAAACGUGCAGUUUUGUCUCACAGCAAAAUGCCACAAAUGUCGCAACCAGAUCUGUUGCUCGUGCAUUGAAUGUUCAUUUCUCCACCAUAAGCCGAUGGGCGAAGAACACGGGUGGAUUUUAUUGAUGGCAUUUUGAAUGCACAGAGAGACCGCAAUGAGAUCCCGAGGCCCAUUGUUGUGCCAUACAUCCAUGAACAUCACCUCAUGUUUCAGCAAGAUAAUGCACGGCCCCAUGUUGCAAGGAUCUGUACACAAUUCUUGGAAAGCAUACUCACCCGACAUGUCGGGUGUUCCAGUGUGUGUACCAGUUUCCGCUGAUAUCCAGCAACUUUGCACGGCCAUUUAAGAGGAGUGGACUAACAUUCCACAGGCCACAAUUGACAAUCUGUUAAACUCUAUGUGUUGCACUGCAUGAGGUUCUGAGUCCCCAGACCCCCAAUAAAGUAAACAAAUGCACAUUUCAGGGUGGCCUAUUAUUGGGGACGGUCUAAGGUACACCUGAGCACUAAUCAUGGUGUCUGAUGAGCAUCUUGAUGUGGCACACCAGUAAGGUGGGAUGGAUUAUCUCAGCAAAGCAGAAGUGCUCACUCAGAUUUGUGAACAAUGUUUGCGAGAAAUGGUUCUAUUGUUUAUCUGGAAUGAAUUUUAGAUCUUUGAUUCCAUCUUAUGAAAAAUGUGAAAAAAAACAAAAGUGUUGCAUUUUUAUUUUUGUUGAGUAUAUAUUCCUCAAGCGUUAAAUGUCCAAAAUGAUAGUACCCACCAUGACAAAGCUCUUUUUUGAAAACACCGCAAUUCAAGAGAAUGACUAUUCUAAAUCAGCAUAGCCCAGCACUGCCAACAGUUUGUGGUUCAUUCUGCCAAACUCUUGUAAUUCAACUACUGACUGGGUUGAAGUGCUCCUUUAUAAUCUUGUUGUUAUUCCAUCAGUGGAACUCUCCUAAUUAGGGAUUAAAGAGCCUCUCUGACUGUACCUCAUAAUCUCAAGAUCUUGCAGACGAAACAGUUGGUAAUUAAACCCCUCUCAGUCUGAGACCACAACAGGAUAUCGUCACAUUGGGGCAAAAAAUUAUAUCCAUCAAAGCUAUGGAAUGGAAGUGAGGGAGCAGACAUGUGUUACUGUACGCACAAUCAAGAUAGCGUCUCUAAUUACAAUUGAAAGAGCAUUCUAUGUAUUUUAAAGGUGUUGAUACUUUGAUAAUAAUGUAAACUGUACAAAGACUGAACAUGAGCUAUGUAAAAUACAGUGUGUACAGAGG